AGGGAUGGAAGAAGCAAGUCUGUGCCUUGGAGUGUCCUCGGCGGCGCCGGAAGCCGAGCCCCACCUGAGCGGCCCCGUCCUCAAUGGCCAGUAUGCCAUGAGUCAGAAGCUGCACCAGAUCACCUCGCAGCUCAGCCAUGCCUUCCCCGAGCUGCAUCCGCGUCCCAACCCCGAGGAGAAGAACCCUGCGCCCCUGGAAGAGAAGGCCCACUUGCCCAUGAGUGGCCAGCCCAUGGGCAGUCAGAUGGCACUCCUGGCCAACCAGCUCGGCCGGGAGGUCGACACCAGCCUCAAUGGGCGGGUGGACCUGCAGCAGUUCCUCAACGGGCAGAACCUGGGCAUCAUGUCCCAGAUGAGCGACAUCGAGGACGAUGCCCGCAAAAACCGCAAGUACCCUUGCCCCCUCUGUGGCAAGCGCUUCCGCUUCAACAGCAUCCUCUCCCUGCAUAUGCGGACCCACACCGGCGAGAAGCCCUUCAAGUGCCCCUACUGCGACCACCGGGCGGCUCAGAAGGGGAACCUCAAGAUCCACCUGCGCACCCACAAGCUGGGCAACCUGGGCAAGGGGCGCGGGCGAGUGCGUGAGGAGAACCGCCUGCUGCAUGAACUGGAGGAGAGAGCUAUCCUGCGGGACAAGCAGAUGAAGAGCAGCCUGCUGCAGCCCCGGCCUGACCUGAAGCCCCCGCCGCACACCCAGCAGGCCCCGCUGACCGCCUGCCACCUAGCCCUGCCCGCCAACCACAGCACGCCGGACGUCGCCAACCCGGCGCCCUCGCCCAAGCCGGCCAGCGUGCAGGAGGACGCGGUGGCCCCGGCGGCCGGCUUCCGCUGCACCUUCUGCAAGGGCAAGUUCAAGAAGCGGGAGGAGCUGGACCGCCACAUCCGCAUCCUGCACAAGCCCUACAAGUGCACGCUCUGCGACUUCGCGGCCUCGCAGGAGGAGGAGCUCAUCAGCCAUGUGGAGAAGGCCCACAUCACGGCCGAGUCGGCCCAGGGCCAGGGCCCCAGCGGCGGCGGGGAGCAGUCAGCCAACGAGUUCCGCUGCGAGGUGUGCGGCCAGGUGUUCAGCCAGGCCUGGUUCCUCAAGGGCCACAUGCGGAAGCACAAGGACUCCUUCGAGCACUGCUGCCAGAUCUGCGGCCGGCGCUUCAAAGAGCCCUGGUUCCUGAAGAACCACAUGAAGGUACACCUCAACAAGCUGUCCGUGAGGAACAAGUCCCCCAGCGACCCCGAGGUGCCCGCGGGCAGCAUGUCCCAGGAUGCCCACGCCAACCUGUACUCCAGGUACCUCUCCUGCCUGCAGAGCGGCUUCAUAGCCCCAGACAAGGCGAGCCUGAGUGAGCCCAGCCAGCUCUACGGCAAAGGGGAGCUGCCCAUGAAGGAGAAGGAGGUCCUGGGGAAGCUGCUGUCUCCCGUCUCCAGCAUGGCCCACGGCGUCCCCGAGGGGGACAAGCACUCCCUCCUGGGGUGCCUCAACCUCGUGCCUCCACUGAAAUCCAGCUGCAUCGAGCGGUUACAGGCGGCGGCCAAGGCGGCGGAGAUGGACCCGGUGAACAGCUACCAGGCUUGGCAGCUCAUGGCCAGGGGCAUGGCGAUGGAACAUGGCUUCUUGUCGAAAGAGCAUCCGCUACAGCGCAACCACGAGGACGCUUUGGCAAACGCCGGAGUGAUGUUUGAUAAGGAGAAGCGGGAGUACGUGUUAGUGGGAGCAGAUGGCUCCAAACAGAAAAUGCCUGCUGACUUGGUUCACAGCACUAAAGUGGGCAAUCAGAGAGACCUGCCAAAUAAGCUCGACCCUUUAGAAGGCAGUCGGGAUUUUCUGUCACACGGGCUGAACCAGGCGCUCGAUUACAACCUGCACGGUCACGGGAACAUGAAGGAGAAGCCCACCGAGUGCCCCGACUGCGGCCGGGUGUUCCGCACCUACCACCAGGUGGUCGUGCACUCCCGCGUCCACAAGCGGGACCGCAAAGGUGAUGAGGACGGGCUGCACGCCUGCCUGGACGAGAGGCGUGGCUCUGGCAGUGACCAGGAGUCCCAGUCGGUCAGUCGCUCCACCACGCCAGGCUCCUCCAACGUCACCGAGGAGAGCGGCGUCGGCGGCGGCCUCUCCCAGACCGGGAGUGCCCAGGAGGACAGUCCGCACCCCUCCUCGCCGUCCUCCUCAGACGUUGGCGAGGAGGCUGGGAGAGCCACCGGUGUCCAGCAGCCCGCGCUGCUUCGCGACAGGAGCCUGGGCUCGGCCAUGAAGGACUGCCCGUACUGCGGGAAAACCUUCCGGACGUCUCAUCACCUAAAGGUCCACCUGAGGAUACACACAGGUGAGAAACCCUACAAAUGUCCCCACUGCGACUAUGCCGGCACCCAGUCAGCGUCCUUAAAAUACCACCUAGAACGACACCAUCGGGAGCGACAGAACGGGGCCGGGGCUCUGUCUGGACAGCCCCCAAGCCAAGACCACAAGGAGGAGAUGCCCAACAAAGCCUCAUUGUUUAUCAGACCAGACAUCCUCAGGGGUGCCUUCAAGGGCCUCCCUGGAAUUGACUUUAGAGGGGGCCCUGCCUCUCAGCAGUGGACCUUGGGGGUGCUCUCAUCGGGAGACCAUUCGGGGCCGGCCACCGGCAUGUCGUCCGAGGCUCCUUCAGACACUCUGAAAGGCGCUGACCUUCCUUCCAAAAGUACCCACUUCUCUGAAAUUGGAAGAGCUUAUCAAAGCAUUGUGAGCAAUGGUGUGAGUUUCCAGGGGUCCUUGCAAGCAUUCAUGGACAGCUUUGUCCUCAGCUCUUUGAAGAAGGAGAAGGAAAUGAAGGACAAAGCCCUGUCUGACCCUCAUUCCAUGAAAGUCCACGGGGCAGAGGGUGGCGAGGAGAAGCCCAGUGGUAAAUCCUCCCAGAGGAAGUCUGAGAAAUCUCAGUACGAACCUCUAGAUCUGUCUGUGAGGCCAGACGCCGCCUCCCUUCCAGGCUCAUCGGUGACUGUUCAAGACAACAUCGCAUGGCAUGGCUGCUUAUUUUGUUCUUUCACAACAUCCUCCAUGGAACUUAUGGCCCUUCAUCUCCAGGCCAACCACCUCGGCAGGGCGAAACGCAAAGAUAACGCCUUGGGGAUGCCCAUCAAUUGCAAAGAGCAAGCCAGGGAGGCGAGUAAAAUGGCUGUGCUACCCACAGUACAAUCAAGCAAAGAGUUGGGGCUCUCCCAUGUGAUUGGCCCUCUAGACUCUGCUUCUGAGAAGAUCGCCCAAGGGCAGGUCAAGGAGACUAUGGGGGAGCAGAAGAGCGGCACGUGGUCCCGCCACGUGGACCCUGCGUUUUGUAACUUCCCAUCAGACUUCUACAAGCAGUUCAGCGUUUACCCAAGUGUGGCUGGCUCGGGACCCUCCAGUGUCUGUCCCAGCAGCGAGCCUGGUGGGAAGGUCCCCCCUGAAGAUGAAGCCCCCAUCCUGAUCCCCGAAACCACAAAUCAGAACACUGGUGAUGACCUGUCCGACAUUGCCUCCUCCGAGGACAUGGACUCCUCCAAGGGGGGGAACAACGAAGAGGAGGACAUUGAGACUGAACCUGAAAUGAUGACCAACCCCGUGUCUGCCCUCAGCAAGGACAGCGGUGAUGGCGGGGACAGCCUGCUGCCCACGGGCACCCCCCAGCCCGCCCAGGGACUCGUGUCACCUCUACCGCAAGCGUCCGAGAAGCAGUGGCACAGCCCAAGCCUCCUUCCAGCCCAGGAGACCUCGGCGGGCCUGCCAAAGCGCGAGCGGGGGCCCUCGGGCCUGGAGAAGCCCAUGAACAUGCUGUCGGUCCUCAGGGCCUACAGCUGCGAUGGCUUAGCAGCCUUGAACGGACUUGCGAGUAGCACAGCGAGUUCUGGAUGUGGCAAGAGGCCAGACUUGUGUGACGAUUCUCAAUGACUGAUUGCAAGAGGUAUUCCAGACAGGUCACAGGCCCUUCCAGUGCCGAUACUGUCCCUACAGUGCCUCUCAGAAGGGGAACCUGAAGACCCACGUCCUCUGCGUUCAUCGCAUGCCUUUUGACAACAGCCAGUAUCCCGACCGCAGGUUCAAGCGCUCCAGAGUCGACACAGAGGCUGCUGGGAGUUUCGAGGAACCCCCAGCUGGCAAGGCCGGGAGCUCCGCUGAGCUAACGGAGGAGGGUAGCAAGGCCCAGGAGGAGCGCAACUGAGCGAACCAAUCCGUAUAUUGCAAUAUUAUUUUACACCGUGUUAAGGUUAUGCAAUUGGUAAAAAAAAAAAAAAAAAAAAAAGAGUUUUGCUAACUGCAUUCCAAGCAAAAAAAAAAAAAAAAUCAUGUACAACCCUCCCUCCCCACCCACAAGUGUAUAGAACAUAAAAAGAUUUUAAAUAUAUCUAUAUAUAUAUUAAAAAAAAAAAAAAACCCAGCCCUUGAAAAUGGCUGCUAAACUGUUACCCGGCAACAAGGCCUUCCAAAUAACGCAGGUGGGAGAAAAGUGAUUUCAAAAACACUUGGUGUCCUCCGGGCUGCCCGAGGCUGGGGGCUCUUCCAACUCUAAAGUCAUCUUUGUCCAAAAAUAAUGCUCUGAACCGAAAAACGAUACCAUCUCCAUGAUUUAGUGUUGCCUUGAAGAUGGAGGGGCUGUGUUUUCAUUGUUGAAAACACCUUUCGAAUCUGACACCAGCUGCUAUCAUUUGCCUAGCACCGUAAUGAGAUGUCUUGGGCGGAAGCCCCGGUGCCAGUCAGGCUGGAGCGGACACUGCAGAGAAAAUCAAUCCCCGUGGUGUCGCAACUGCACUCUGGCAGAAAUCUUAGACGGCCCGCAGCCAGCGCCGGGGCUGGCCGGCACUGCAGAGGAUGGGAAUAUUAAAUUUUCAUUUUUAAAAAAUCCACCACCGAAUGAAUUGAUGGUCAGGAAGUGUCUGCAGACAAGUGUCCACUGCAGGUUUGAUGAGUAAUUCCUUUUUUUAGAUCCAAUUGCAGUAUUGAGGAAAAGGCUUUUUUCUUGGUUGUCUUUUUUUUUUUUUUUUUGGAUGAAGAAAGAUUGCCACUGAAAACAUAGAGGGUUACAUUAUAUAAAAUGGUGUCUAGAAAUACUAGCCAACCCUAUCCACAGAAGGUGCUGAUGAGAAGUUGAAAUUUACGUACUAAUACAAAGAUUGUUUUUUAUUAUGAUUUAGAAAUUUUUACCCCAAUGAAGACUGCCCUAGUCCUCAUCAGAAUUUUUGUGUGUGUUUCUUUUUAUAAGAGUCACAGACGUAAAGCACGAUUUUCUUCUGCAGCAGGCUUGUAGAAAAUAGCUUGUAUUAAAAUCCAGAUCUAACAUCCUGCUCUCUAUCUCUAAUGGAGACAACUGUUUGCAUUAAGAUGUCUGUUUUUGUAAAACAAAUGUAUUCUAUAUUUUUGUAGAUUUUAGAUUUUCUACUGAUUGGAUACUCCAAAUUGAUCAAGUUCCACACCACACCAAGGGAGAUUUUCAGGGCCAAUAACGAAACGCUUAACUCAUUUUUAACCACGAUUCAAGAAGACUAGUUAAAGGCUUACUCUUGACUCUGCUGAGAUAGUGUAAAAAUUCAGCCUUUUCACACACUUCCUUUGACUGACACGAAAUUGGUGCUGUUGCUUGUGAUGGUAGAGAAGUAUUGAAGUAUUCACUUCUUCUAAGAAAAACAAAAUCAUUCAGACUUUUAAAAAAAAAAAAAAAGUCACUAUUUCCUUGCAGGCUGGGAGCACAGAAUAAAAACCCCAGGGCCUUAAAAACUUCAACUCUGCCUACAGCAGUGUACAAAAAUACUAAACUGCAAUCAACGUAAAUAAAAAUCUUAGCGCUACCCUGAGACCAGAAAAACUCUCAGGCUCAUAAGGAAUAGGGUUUGCAUAUGCUCUCGGAAGGGUGUCAUCUAAUGGAGCUUUCCGUUUCAAUGAGGUCGCCGUGCCACGUGGACCCAUCUGGCAGAGAGCAAGCUGCUUUCUUGCUUUUCUAGUAUAGUUCUCACUGCCUUACUUAAAUCGAGUUGAUAAACUUAAUGCAACUGUUUCUCUGAUCCUCGAGAAAGGAUUGAAAUGUUAUUGGAAACUUUCUGACUGUAGUAAAGCUUUAGAAUUUAACUGCACUACCGUGUUUGGUGAGUGUGGCAGUUGCUUGCUUCCCGUGUGUUUGCCCCGCCUUUGGUAUCUUAGCAAAGAAAAAGAAAAAAAGAAAAAAGAAAAAAAAAAAAAGAAGGAAAAAAAUAGAAGAGAGCUACAUUCCAUUUCGAUAAGCACUUCGGGAGCUCUUUUGGUAUUCUUUUGUGUCUUCUGAGCAUCGUCAGAUGCGACAGGCAAUAAUUCUGUUUGUGACAUUGGGACCAUCCCCUCUUUGUGGCGUGUGUGUUCAUUCCAUUUCGUCCAAUGCUACCGUCCUUCCUUCCCCCUGUGCCACAGGCCUUCUUUCCAGAACAUUUGUAACUUGUAACACGAACAAGUGACAGCUGCAGUGAUGGUGUGUCAAUUGCUCAAUGCCAUCAGGUUCUCAUAUCUAAACAUGUCAAGUUUUCCCCUGUAACUUCUGUAGUCUGUGAUGCUGGUCAUAAUACUGUCGACAUUCCUACGCAAAGAAAAAAAAAAUCUAUCUCGGAGGAAAUCUGAGAUGGAUAGCGUAGAGGAUUUUGUUGCUAUGCUUGUAACAAGUAGAAGACUUUGUAUUUAAAGUUUAUUCUUGGUCAUUAUUUAUUAUUAUAAUACAUCAGUUGACAGAACUUUAUUCUGGUAUAGAAAGUAUUAAAAGUUGUUUUUUCAGCAAUGACUGUUUUCUUUCUGCUGUUAGAAUAAAAUGUCUUUGAAGCAGUCCAGUUUUA
Trichechus manatus latirostris (Florida manatee) is the source of this 6801-nucleotide messenger RNA. RefSeq names its product zinc finger protein 536 (gene ZNF536). NCBI's taxonomy places the organism in Eukaryota, Metazoa, Chordata, Mammalia, Sirenia, Trichechidae. The transcript is spliced from 5 exons. Gene Ontology annotation, cellular component: nucleus. Bases 5 to 3904 code for a protein of 1299 amino acids. Gene Ontology annotation, molecular function: RNA polymerase II cis-regulatory region sequence-specific DNA binding; DNA-binding transcription factor activity, RNA polymerase II-specific. Gene Ontology annotation, biological process: regulation of DNA-templated transcription. The record is from RefSeq and is a predicted model, not a curated record.